AUGGUUGCUCACGGAUUGCUUGCUCGGCUUACAGCCGCAGCUCUUUGCCUCAUCGCCAUCCCAAUAACCAUCGCUGCUCCUGUCGACAAGCGAACUGGCGUUGUUCCCUCUCUGUCGGGCCCAGAAGAGGUUGUAGGAAGCGGCACAUACCCCCGUGCCAAUUACCUUUCGGACGGUUCAAUCAUCAGUGCUUAUACUGCUUUCGCAAACGGUGAUAGUAUCGUCACUAUUGCCCGCUCAACCGACAAGGGAGUUUCCUGGAACGAAAUCGGAACAGUCGCCCGAGGACCUACUGCUAUAACCGAUAUUGAUAACCCGUACAUAUACCAACUCCCAUCAGGACGUGUCCUCGUCGCCUUCAGGAACCACGAUCGCUCCAACGGCGUUUACACCUUCUUUCGUAUUACUAUCUGCUACUCUGAUGACAACGGUGCCAACUGGGCCUACCUCAGCACCCCAGCCUCGGACCCCGGCCCAACUCACGGAAACUGGGAACCUUUCCUCCGAAUGGCUGAGGAUGGCACCACAUUGCAACUCUACUACUCUCGCGAAAACUCUGGAGCCGACCAGGACAGUUUGAUGCGUACUUCCACAAAUGGCGGUAUUACCUGGACUUCUGCCACAGUCAUCUCCGGUGCUGAUUCCAACAACGCACGUGAUGGUAUGCUCGGUGUCACUCGAGUCUCCGGCUCCAACCUCAUCGCAGUCUUUGAGUCCGAGACCAACGGCGGUAAAUUCUCUAUUCACUCCAUCACCAGCUCUGACGACGGCGCCACCUGGGGUAACCGCCAAACCGUUUAUGCUCCUGCUGGCUCCAAUGCGCAGGCUCCUCAGGUCAUCAAGGUCGGUGGAACCCUCGUUGCUAGCUUCCAGACCGAUGAGGAUGGUGGUUCCGGUGAGGCUAUCAAGAUCUUGACCAGCGGUAAUGGUGGUGUUACUUGGGGGAAUAAGUUGACUACUUUCCCUGCUGCAAGCAACUGGGCUGGUUUGUUGGCUCUCAACGACGGUGUCAGCUUCUUGAGUUUGGCUGAUCACGCUGGUGCCAAGUCCCAGAAGAUUACUCUUUAUUAA
This is a messenger RNA of Talaromyces marneffei, 1071 nucleotides long. RefSeq lists its product as uncharacterized. The transcript has a single exon. The record is from RefSeq and is a predicted model, not a curated record. Bases 1 to 1071 code for a protein of 356 amino acids. NCBI's taxonomy places the organism in Eukaryota, Fungi, Ascomycota, Eurotiomycetes, Eurotiales, Trichocomaceae.